Messenger RNA from Phyllostomus hastatus (greater spear-nosed bat), 5440 nucleotides. RefSeq names its product mitogen-activated protein kinase kinase kinase 2 (gene MAP3K2). The record is from RefSeq and is a predicted model, not a curated record. NCBI's taxonomy places the organism in Eukaryota, Metazoa, Chordata, Mammalia, Chiroptera, Phyllostomidae. The transcript is spliced from 17 exons. Gene Ontology annotation, molecular function: protein kinase activity; protein binding; ATP binding. Gene Ontology annotation, biological process: protein phosphorylation. Bases 191 to 2053 code for a protein of 620 amino acids.
CGGCCUCCCCUGACGGGGUGGGGGGCGGGUGCGCGGUGACAGACCGUGCGGGUCGGAGGGGCAGGCUAAGAGGCCGGCGGGGGCCACUCUUCAGGCCUGCGGUUCCCCACGUCCCGCGGAACGGCCGGUAGUAAAGAAUGCUGAUGGGAGAACCAUUUCCCUAAUUUCCAGAUUGUUGACCUGGUUUGCCAUGAUGGAUGAUCAGCAAGCUUUGAACUCAAUCAUGCAAGAUUUGGCUGUUCUGCAUAAGGCAAGUCGACCAGCAUUAUCCUUACAGGAAACCAGAAAAACAAAAUCUUUAUCACCAAAAAAGCAGAACGAUGUCCGAGUCAAAUUUGAACAUAGAGGAGAAAAAAGAAUUCUUCAGUUCCCCAGACCAGUUAAACUGGAAGAUCUGAGGUCUAAAGCUAAAAUUGCUUUUGGACAGUCUAUGGAUCUACAUUAUACCAAUAAUGAGUUGGUAAUUCCAUUAACUACUCAAGAUGAUUUGGACAAAGCUGUGGAACUACUGGAUCGUAGUGUUCAUAUGAAGAGCCUCAAGAUAUUACUUGUAAUAAAUGGAAGUACACAGGCUACUAAUUUAGAACCAUUGCCAUCACUAGAUGAUUUGGAUAACACAGUAUUUGGAGCAGAGAAGAAAAAACGGCAUCCUAUAAUAGGUCCCACUAGUAGAGAGCAAAGCUCCCCUCCCCCAGGAUACAUUCCAGAUGAAUUACAUCAAGUUGCCCGCAAUGGGUCAUUCACCAGUAUCAACAGUGAAGGAGAGUUUAUUCCAGAGAGCAUGGACCAAAUGCUGGACCCAUUAUUUUUAAGCAGCCCUGAAAAUUCUGGCUCAGGAAGUUGUCCAUCCCUUGAUAGUCCAUUGGAGGGGGAAAGCUAUCCAAAAUCACGAAUGCCAAGGGCACAGAGCUAUCCAGAUAAUCAUCAGGAAUUUUCAGACUUUGAUAACCCUAUCUUUGAGAAAUUUGGAAAAGGAGGAACAUAUCCAAGGCGGUAUCAUGUUUCAUAUCACCAUCAAGACUAUAAUGAUGGUCGAAAAACUUUUCCAAGAGCUAGAAGGACACAGGGGACCAGCUUUCGGUCUCCUGUGAGUUUCAGUCCUACUGAUCACUCCUUAAGCACUAGUAGUGGAAGCAGUAUCUUUACCCCAGAGUAUGAUGAUAGUCGAAUAAGAAGGAGAGGAAGUGACAUAGAUAAUCCUACUUUGACUGUAAUGGACAUCAGCCCACCUAGCCGCUCACCUCGUGCUCCAACCAACUGGAGAUUGGGCAAACUGCUUGGCCAGGGAGCCUUUGGCAGGGUCUACCUCUGUUAUGAUGUUGAUACAGGAAGAGAGUUGGCUGUUAAGCAAGUUCAAUUUGACCCUGAUAGACCUGAGACCAGCAAGGAAGUAAAUGCACUUGAGUGUGAAAUUCAGUUGUUGAAAAAUUUGCUGCAUGAGCGAAUUGUUCAGUAUUAUGGCUGUUUGAGGGAUCCCCAGGAAAAAACACUUUCCAUAUUUAUGGAAUAUAUGCCAGGGGGUUCAAUUAAGGACCAAUUAAAAGCAUAUGGAGCUCUUACUGAGAAUGUGACUAGGAAAUACACCCGUCAGAUUCUGGAGGGUGUCCAUUAUUUGCACAGUAAUAUGAUUGUUCAUAGAGAUAUCAAAGGAGCAAAUAUUCUGCGAGAUUCAACAGGCAACGUCAAACUAGGAGAUUUUGGAGCCAGCAAACGGCUUCAAAGCAUCUGUCUUUCAGGGACAGGAAUGAAGUCAGUCACAGGCACACCAUACUGGAUGAGCCCUGAGGUCAUUAGUGGGGAAGGGUAUGGCAGAAAAGCUGACAUCUGGAGUGUGGGCUGUACUGUGGUAGAAAUGCUAACUGAAAAGCCUCCUUGGGCGGAAUAUGAAGCAAUGGCUGCCAUAUUUAAAAUCGCCACUCAGCCAACAAACCCAAAGCUGCCAUCUCAUGUCUCAGACUAUACUCGAGAUUUCCUCAAACGGAUCUUUAUAGAGGCCAAAGUGAGACCUUCAGCUGAGGAACUCUUAAGGCACAUGUUUGUGCAUUAUCACUAGUGGCCAAUAACCUCUCCUGUGCCUCUGCCUGGCUCCCCUCUAUCCAUUCACCUUCUCUCUGACUGCACUUUUCUUUUUUAUAAAAAAGAGAGAUGGGGGAGAAAAAAAAGACAAGAGGGAAAGUGUUUCUCUUGAUUCUUGGUUAAAUUUGUUUAAUAACAGUAACCUAAAUUUUUUAUAUUUAAUCUUCUUUUCUUUUACAAGAACUUGAAACUUUUUUUAAUUUAAUUUUUAUAAUGUACUGAUGUGGUUCAGAGACAUAAAGCACUUUAGUACAUGGUCACUCUUUCUAGAUCAAACAAAUCAUUUGGAAUACCUAAAGAUUGUAGUCUUUCUCUGUGUCACCGACAAAUUGAUGGUGGUGGGGAGACAUGGAAAACAAGAAAAUGAUGCGUGAUUUGUAGUUUUUAAUGAUAGUGUUUAAAAUUAAUUCUCAUUUGUGGGUUUAAGCCCUAAACUCUGUUUUAAAGUAGGUACUCAACUUAAAGAAUAUAGGUUCCUUCUUAUACCUGUAUUCUUUAGAUCCUAACCUCUGUCUACCAAGUUUUUCGUUCAGUAGGAAUCUUGACAGAAAAUACGAAUCUCUAAGAGGUAUGUUUAUUUGUUAAUCCUAGCCAGUAUAAUGAGCAAAUACACUAUAAAAGAUCCAUGUUACUGGAAUCUAUAAACCUUGAGGGAUAGUUUCUAUUUAAAAAAAGAAAAGAUAGUAUUUUAUUUUAAAACAGAUAUGGGAAGUCAGUGAACAAAUCCAAAUUAAAAGACAAAAGGAGGUUGCUCUAAUUCAGUGUGUGAGCAGUAGAAGAGACCAUGUUUGCCCAUCAACAGAAAUAAUGAAAAGUAGAACUAGUUGUUGUUUAGUGUAUUUUAAAUUGUGUUCUUUACCUGAGGGAGAAAGUCCCGAAAUUAAUGGAAAGGAGAAAUUACAAAAAUAAUAUAUAUUAUAUCUUCUUACUUCUAGCUCCUGAUUCCCCAUAGAUCAACAUUCUUAGGAACUAAAUGUUUAACCUGGAGUAUCCAUAAAGCUAGUGUCAUGAGAUAAAACCCUCGUUCUUGGGAUUACAGAAUACUAAAGUACCUCAAAAAACAAACAAAUACUAAAACAGUGGUUCUCAAGGGUGGGGUGGGGAUAAUUUCUUUUGGUAUUUGGCAAUGCUUGUAGACAGUUUUGGUUGUCACAACUUAGGAGGAUGCUAGUGGCAUCUAGUGAGCAGAGGCCAGGGAUACUGCCAAACAAACUACAGUAUACAAGGACAAGUACCUCCUGCCUUCCAAUAAAGAAUUGUCCUGCUCAAAAUUUCAAAAGUGCCAAAAUUGAAAAACUGUGUUGCAAAGACCAGCCUCAAGUUAUAAACUGGUAACAGCCAUUUACAAAGCAGGUUCCUUGCAAAAAGUAAAUUUCAAAGAGAAAGUGAUGUAAUGCAUAAUGAGGGUUUUACAACAGAAGAUAUCACUAGUUCAAGUCAAGGGUGAAUGAUCUGAAUAGAAAGUAGCAAUCCAUUCCUUACCAGCUGCAUAUUGCACCCAAAUCAGUAACUUCCAUUUUAGAAACAAAAUGAAUUUAAACAUGGAGCUUAUUGAACUCAGCCAUCUGUAUAUAUUCUUUCCUUAACUCAAUUUGUAAUUUGGGGGAAAGAAAAGCAUAUCAAAACAAAUAUUAACUACUUUAUAGGAAAAUUAAAAACUACCAGCUGUUUCUAGCAUAACGUAUCCAGUAAGACCAAGGACAUUAAAUGGAAGGAGACAACUAAGAGAAUUCUACUCUAAGGAACUUAUGCUACUGAAAAAUAUGAAUGAUAUUAAUAAUUUGGUGACUUGCAGUUUUUUCACUAUUAAAUAAGUGCUAAGUACUUUAUUUUUAAAGAUUUAGAAAAUAGUAGUCUUCCUGGAGGUCCAUUUAGUGAUACCUUUUAUGAGAUUGAUUUAUAGGGGACUCAGGUAUUUUAUUUUGUGCUAAAAAGUAUGAUCUUUAGGGAUUCUUUUACUGUUCCUGAAGACUUUGGUUUACUGCAACAAGGUCCUUUCUGACGUUCCCUGUAGGAAAUUUGAAAUUCCACAGCUAAUCUGAGAAGUCAAAGCACAAAGAUUCUGCCAUACUUUAUAAUGAAAGAAAGUGGUUCACCAAGAAGAAUAUACAUUAGUGGCCCCUCCCCUGGAAAAUCAACUGUCAAAUCUUUGUGUUGUAAACAUAGCCCCCAAGGAUCUAUUGUAUUUCUUUAUCUUUUAUAAGUGAAGCUAUGUCUCCUACUUGAGUAAGAUCAUAGUAUCUGGAGCAGUGGGCUUUUUCUUUGUUUCUUUGCCUCGUAUGGUUGUGAUUUCCUUCUGGCUCAUUUUUGGUCUGUCAGGGUAACCAGUGGUGCAGAAUAUGAGACAAAUGCUCUUUAAAGAGAAAUCUUGGGAGAUUGUGAAACUCAAAGCAAAAUUAUUUGCAUUUUUCAGUCUCUCUUGUGUUUUUAAAUACUAUAGAAAAUAAAUCUGAAGAGAAACUACUACUUUAACACUGCUGCAGAAGACCUUUGUUUUAUAAUAAGAAAAAUAUUAUUAGCUAUGGGGAAAUGUUGUUCUUUAUGUAAAGACAUAAAAUAGACUAAUAGUUUACAGAGUUAUUAUAUAAAAUGUGAUGUGAAUUGAUUUUAAACAAGUUGUAAAGGUACCGAAACCACAAUAAAAAUUAAUAUAUAUAUAUAUAACAGCUACUACAACAAAAAAGCUUGAAGUGGGUGAGGUAUGAAAGACCAAAAGUAAGUUUAAAAAAGAAAAUUUUGAAGCAAAACACCUCUAUCGGGGCAGUUAGAUAUAACACUCCAACUUAUUAUUUCUAAUGAUGGUAUGAAUCAACAAAUGAAAUUUGAAUUUUUUAAGAUAACUCUAAAUGUGUUUUGUUUUUUAAAUGCACAGCUGAUUCUCCUAUACUGUAAUGUUUCUUUGCUGAGGCUGGAAAAUGAGACUGCUGACUUUGUGCCUUUAAAAUGCAUUCUGCUUUCAUUGUGGCAGACUUUUUGGUGCUGGAGAAGAUUCACUAGCAGUCUCACCUGUGCUUUUCAGGAAGUAUCUUUCUACUUAGGCCUUGAGAGAUUCAAAAUGGCAUUACUUAGGUUUGGGCCAAAUAUAAAAUCUUUUACAUUACAAACAAAAUAUAUUGAAUAAAAGGGUUGAAAAAUAUAAUGGGUAAUGGAAAUUUUGACGGUUGGUAAUUCUUUAAAAUGUAUUUAAAAGUAUAUAUAGACUUUGAAAUUUUUGGUAUGAAUAUCUUGAAAAUUUUUCAGUUUUCCUCAUUUACAUAAUAUGUUUCUAACUUGAAAAAUGGUUAAAGACUGAUGACACACAGGCUGGACUACAAAAAAAAAUAAAAGUUAGAGUAAAUAAAAUUGGCUUUCAUUUGAGAGUCUA